GCCAUGUUUAUCAUGUUUUUUCGGCUGAUCCUUUUACAUAUCAAUUAUCGAUAAUUACCGGAUGAUAAGCAGUGAUUAGAAUUAUUAUUGAAUAUUUUUAAUACCACUGAAAUGGAGGAAUUUCUGAAAAAACUCCCGAAAGUGGAGUUGCAUGCACACCUUAACGGUUCCCUGGGAAUCGAAAGCCUUCGUGAUCUUGCCGAGCGCCUGUAUGGAUCCACCUCGGAGGAAUUCUCGCAGUUAUGCCAGCGGUUCAUUCAAUUUGAUAGGAACUCGGACUUGGAUGCGUGCUUCAAGAAGUUUAGUUUUGUCCAUGAGCUGACAUCCACAGUGGAGGGCCUACGCUAUGCCACGGAACUAGCAGUGCGGGACUUCGACAAGGACAACGUCCAGUAUGUGGAGAUAAGGACAACACCCAAGGCGAAUAGUAACUAUUCCCGGAGGGAUUAUUUGCAGACCGUAAUCGAUGCAAUCAGAACGGCAAGGGAAAAGUACCCACGGAUACUGGUUAAACUUUUGCCUUCAAUAAAUCGGGCGGAACCUUUGGCGGCGGCCGAAGAAACAGUGUCUUUAUCCAUAGAGUUUGCGCGAUCUCACCCAGAUCUGGUUCUAGGAAUCGAUUUCAGUGGUAAUCCUGGCAAGGGAAGGUUUGCAGACUUUGUCCCAAUCCUAUCGCGCGCCCGUGAUAUGGGUCUUAAAUUGGUUAUACAUUGUGCGGAAAUUGAAAACCCCCCAGAAGUCAAGGAGAUGCUGCAGUUUGGAAUGUCUCGGUGUGGCCACGGAACUUUCCUAGAUCCAAUCGAUAUUACAUAUUUAAAGGAAAGGAAUAUUGCCAUUGAAUGUUGUCUAACGAGCAAUCUGAAAUCCGGAACUGUUCCCGAUUUGAAGGAGCACCACCUCAAAAGACUUAUGAAAGCGGAUGCCCACAAGGUACUAUGCACUGAUGAUAGUGGAGUGUUCGACACGACACUCUCCAAAGAAUUUCUCCUGGCAUCGGAAGUCUUUGGACUGAGCAGGAACCAAUGCAUUUCCUUAACUUUGGAGGCAGUACAUCAUUCCCUUGCUAACGAUGAGGAGCGAAAUCAGAUGGCUGUAAAGGUGAAAGACUACGCGGCCAGCUUGGCAUAACAAUAUGCCAAAUUGUAAAAAAAACAAGAAAGGAAAGCUAACUUCGGGCGGAGCCGAAGUUGAUAUACCCUUGCAGUUCAGUCGCAGUCCGCUAGGUGGCGCCACGCAUCUUAUAUUAUUAGAUAUAUAGCGGAUCGUAUAUAGUCGGCCGAUCCUUAUGAAAUUUGGCAUAUCGAAUUAUUUUGCCAAAAGAGUAAUCUGUACCAAAUCCCAUCUUUCUAACUUAAAAAACACCAAAGUUAUGCCAAUUUCGAUCGUUCUAUGACAGCUAUAGGAUAUAGUCGGCCGAUCCUUAUGAAAUUUUGCACACAAGAUAUUUUGGUCAAAUAUAACAUGUGUGGAAAGUCCCAACCCUCUAACUUAAAAAACACCAAAGUUAUGGCAUUUCCGAUCAAUCAGUUAUAUGGCAGCUAUAGGAUAUAGUCGACCGAUCCCGGCCGUUCCGACUUAUAUACUGCCUGCAAAGGAAAGAAGGGUGUGUGCAAAGUUUCAACUCGAUAGCUUUAAAACUGAGAGACUAGUUUGCGUAGAAACGGACAGACGGACAGACGGACAGACGGACAGACGGACAGACGGACAUGCUCAUAUCGACUCAGGAGGUGAUCCUGAUCAAGAAUAUAUAUACUUUAUAGGGUCGGAGAUGUCUCCUUCACUGCGUUGCACACUUUUGACCAAAAUUAUAAUACCCUCUGCAAGGGUAUAAAAAGGUUGCAGUCAACUAACACCUCGCUAAUCGCUGCUAGCUCCAUGAAUAUGUUCAAUAUGACAUGCAUUUUUACAUGACUAAGAAGAUUUAUUAUACCUUUAGAAAAUAUGUAUCAAAUAGGAAAAAUGUAAAAUUUCCCGAUUGCAUAAUCAUAAGUAAAUAAUGACUCUGAAAUAAAUUAUUUCAUAUA
Messenger RNA from Drosophila ananassae, 2024 nucleotides. RefSeq names its product adenosine deaminase-like protein (gene Ada). Bases 112 to 1128 code for a protein of 338 amino acids. Gene Ontology annotation, molecular function: adenosine deaminase activity. Lineage: Eukaryota; Metazoa; Arthropoda; Insecta; Diptera; Drosophilidae. The record is from RefSeq and is a predicted model, not a curated record. Gene Ontology annotation, biological process: inosine biosynthetic process; adenosine catabolic process. The transcript has a single exon.